Terrapene triunguis (Three-toed box turtle) is the source of this 1945-nucleotide messenger RNA. RefSeq names its product coenzyme Q2, polyprenyltransferase (gene COQ2). The coding region runs from base 1 to 1104 and encodes 367 amino acids. The record is from RefSeq and is a predicted model, not a curated record. Lineage: Eukaryota; Metazoa; Chordata; Testudines; Emydidae. Gene Ontology annotation, biological process: ubiquinone biosynthetic process. Gene Ontology annotation, cellular component: mitochondrial inner membrane. The transcript is spliced from 7 exons.
AUGGCGGCUCUGGUAGCGCGGCUCUGCCGGGCCCCCGGAACUGCCGCCGGGCCCCGCUGCCUCCUCCGAGCCGGCUGCGCCCGCCCCGCCGCCGCGCUCGCUGUCCCGACCCACGGCGCCCCCGGAUCGCCGCUGGGCCUUGCGGGGAGCGGGAGGCGGCCGCUGAGCUUCUCCGCGGCGGGGCUGGUGAGCUCGGCCCCCGGCCCCCUGCAGCCCUACCUGCGGCUCAUGAGGCUGGACAAGCCCAUCGGAACGUGGCUGUUGUAUUUGCCAUGCACAUGGAGUAUAGGCUUGGCAGCAGAGCCGGGCUGUUUUCCAGACUGGUAUAUGCUGUCACUCUUUGGUACUGGAGCGGUCCUGAUGCGUGGAGCAGGCUGUACAAUUAAUGACAUGUGGGAUCGGGACUAUGACAAAAAGGUUUUAAGAACAGCAAGUCGACCAAUAGCUGUUGGAGAUAUCUCAACUUUUCAGUCCUUCGUUUUUCUUGGGGGACAGCUUAGCUUGGCUUUGUGUGUCCUUCUGUGUCUAAAUUACUAUAGUAUUGCCCUAGGAGCAGCCUCUCUGUCUCUUGUGAUCACUUAUCCCCUGAUGAAGAGAAUCACGUAUUGGCCACAGUUGGUUUUGGGACUUACAUUUAAUUGGGGAGCCUUACUUGGGUGGUCUGCCAUCAAAGGUUCAUGUGAUUGGUCGGUGUGUUUGCCUCUGUACUUCUCUGGAGUUAUGUGGACGUUGAUAUAUGACACCAUCUAUGCACAUCAGGAUAAAAGAGAUGACAUGGUCAUUGGUGUGAAAUCAACAGCACUACGGUUCAAUGAAAACACAAAGCAGUGGCUCAGUGGCUUCAGUGUCGCAAUGCUCGCGGGUCUGAGUGUGGUAGGAAUAAACUGUGAUCAGACUUUCCUCUAUUACACAGCUGUGGCUGCCAUCGGUGCUCACUUAGCUCAUCAGAUUUACACUUUGGACAUACACAAACCUGAAGACUGUUGGAAGAAGUUUACCUCUAACCGCACAAUCGGACUUCUACUUUUCAUAGGGAUUAUAACUGGAAAUUUAUGGAAAAGAAAAAAUCCCAAAGAAAUGAAUGCAAUCAGCACUGAUAUUUAGUCUUUAUUUAAAAAAAAAAAAAAAAACUGUAUUCAAAAGUAAAAGCACCUUAUCCGCAACUGCUACUAGUUUCGCUUAAUUCAAAUAUUUGGCCAAAGAGUCUAUUUUUAAGAAGAUACUUUAGCAAACAGAAUUAUUGUUAGUGUGUGCCUUGUAAAUACACUUUAAAGACUGAACUAGCAGUGGUCUUGACAACUAAGCUUCUCAGCUGCUUGUGGUGAUCUUUUAUUGUAAAAUCCCUGUCCUCCCUCUUGCAAGGAAUCUUUUGUAAAAUGUUGACUACUGCCCUGGCAGUCUGUAAAACUCUCAGUAGGUUUCUUAGAGUCAUGGUUUGUGUGAAAAUGUAGUCAUUUUGUAAUGUAAAAUAAAACCUGAUGUGUGAAGUUUUCAUGGUUUGAUUUUUGCAGUAGUUUUUUGCAUGAAAUAUUUAGCUCCAGUAAAUCGUUUUUUAUCCUGCCAAGUUUAGAAGCAUUUAUAUUUUGGUUCUGGGUAAUAAGUAGAAGAAUGACUUGCCUGUCUGAUUGGCUGGCUAUGAUUCCAAGCCAGGUGGAAAUGCUUUGCUGGAAUCUAUUCAUGGGCCUCAAUUUUUUACCUUUUUUAAAUCCCUUUUGAAAACAAACUUCUGCAGCAUUGCUUACAAAAAGUGAGCUGAUCUGCCAAGAAUUAGUGAUUGAAAUAUGGGCUAUAUAUAAAAACAAACCCAAAAUAGCCCAGGACUAUUAAAAAGCAUACGUAGCCGUUAAAGUUGUUUGAUGUUGCAAAUCUAAUCAUGUCUUACUUUCACUCCUUUGUGUUUAUUACCCUUCAAGAUUGUAAGAUUUCCAGAGGAAGGACUUGUCUU